AUGGUUAUUGGGAUCUUCGUUGAUUAUGCUAAAGCUCAUUUGACGACUGAGAUGCAUAUCACCAAGAUAAUUGCUAGACAAUCCGUUCCGGAAAUUCGCGAAUUUGUGAGGAGGUGCUAUGAGGACAACAUGGGCAAUGUGCAAUUGGUAUUCAAUAGUAGAAAUGUUGAAAAUGACGAAGUUGAAGAUUCGGCCCAUGUUGAUUCUAUUUAUGGAACUAAUAAGAAUAUUGUUGUUGAAGAGGAAAUUCCUAUGUCUAACAAGCUUAACCAAAAUCCUAGGUUGAUUGCUGACUCAUCAAUGACAACCUUUGCGAGGAAUUGA
This is a messenger RNA of Striga asiatica, 324 nucleotides long. The record is from the annotation of a GenBank genome assembly. Lineage: Eukaryota; Viridiplantae; Streptophyta; Magnoliopsida; Lamiales; Orobanchaceae.